AUGGAUGCCAAAUUCUCAUCAGACGAGCGAGUGAUCAUCACUUCCAACAAUGGCUCCACUGUGAGCAGGGAAAACUUUAUUGUGUGGGCGCUGGAGGAACAAAUCAAGAUCAAGACUUACAAAUCCCACUCCAACCAAUCCCUUGACUCUUUCCAGUUCUCGGAGAAUGCACAAAGUCUUGCCAUCGUCCUGCAGCAUGAAGUAGUGGUGUUUACCAUUUCCAGCCUGGACGACUUCAAGAGACAGGUGAAGCUUGCUGAAGAGGAGCAGAACAUCCUCAAGGCACCCCAUGUUCAAAAGGUUGCCUGGCUUCGCGGAGGCUGGAUCAUGGUUAUGUGUUUCGAAAUCGACUACAAUCCCGUCAACGUAGCAGCUACUCGUCUGUUCCUCUACAACGUCGAGACCAGGCAAGAGCGUAAGUGGCGCGCCUGGAGCGAGCACGCCAAAAACGGUGAGAUAUUUGUCUCCGAAAGAGGUGAUUGGGUGGCCAUUUCUCUCAGAAAGUUCAUCAAGAAGAACCACUACGCCACCGUCAUCCAAAUCGGCAACCUGCUCAGGAAGGAAGAGCCUCUGGAGAUCACCAGUCUGGAGGUCAAGGACGAAGUGGACUCCAUCAGUUGGGACUGGCACAACAACCGCUUCGCAGUGGUCAGCGAGGACGAGGCUACCAAGAAGGGCAUCAACGUGAGGUUCGUUGUCAGUUUCUACGAAAUCGCAUUCAAGAACAAAUCCAUCGAAAUUGGAAAGAUUGGAGAAAUAAGAGACAACCUCCAAAAUAGGGUUGUGUUGGCUAGUAAUGGAAACUUCUUCGCCCUUUACAACAUCACAGAGGAAAGUCCUGAAAAGGGCAAGUUCUCACUGGGUCUUAUUUCAAGGGAGGGCAAGGAUAAGGGCAAGCGCACUCUUAACUUCGAAUUCACCAAGCAGAACCUGAUAGUCAGCGGUAUGAACUUCUUCCACGUCGACAACUCUGGUCGUUUCAUCCUGCUGGGCACUGAAAAGGGCUACCAGAUCUGGAACUUCAUCGGCGAAAUCAUCACUAAGGACACCCUCCAGAAGAACAUCUUCGACGUCCAGUGGAGGCCCAGAGUCAUGACUGAGCUUCCCGAGGAGGAAGAGCGCGCCCUUAUCGAAAGCGAGAAGGAGAUCCGAAAGAAGUACGAAGAGCAGGACGACAAGCGCAUCAACGUCCUCAAGUACGAAAAGGAAGCUGCUCGUCUACAGCAGAAGCAGUCCUUCCUGCAGUACAUCGCCAACAAGAACUAG
Nymphaea colorata (pocket water lily) is the source of this 1266-nucleotide messenger RNA. Its product is annotated as eukaryotic translation initiation factor 3 subunit B-like. The coding region runs from base 1 to 1266 and encodes 421 amino acids. Gene Ontology annotation, biological process: translational initiation. The record is from RefSeq and is a predicted model, not a curated record. Gene Ontology annotation, molecular function: RNA binding; translation initiation factor activity; translation initiation factor binding. Lineage: Eukaryota; Viridiplantae; Streptophyta; Magnoliopsida; Nymphaeales; Nymphaeaceae. The transcript has a single exon. Gene Ontology annotation, cellular component: eukaryotic translation initiation factor 3 complex.